AAGUCUCUCUUUCCUCUUUUCUGUAUCAUUACAAUUUACAGCUUUUAUCCUUUCAUUGUGGCUUACUAGUUGUCGUUGUUUGUAUUAGUUCUUUGAAUUGACUUAUCACUUAAUAACUGCUUAUCUCUUGUUUUGCUGGGUUCUGCAUUUUUAACUUUUAUUUGCACUUCAGUUCUACGCUUUCUUCUAUAUAUGGCUUGAUUUAAUGUCUUAAUCUGCUGCCUAUCACUUUCUAUUGUUGUUAGGUAUUCUUUUAUACUACUCCGUAUAAAUUUGUGUUUUUUAGGUGGGGAAAUAAAACAUUUGGCAAUUUGGGUUGAGUUUUCCUGAAUUCUGAUUAAUUAUACACCUGAGGGAGUGCCAGAACAGUUAGCUGAGAAUCUACAAUAAAGGUGCAAAACAAAUCUUUUGUAUCUGGAAUUGCCUUAGAGUCUUUUAAUCGCAGACUUUUCCAUAUAUUCGACUGGCGAGGGUGGUGAGGUGAAUUACAAUGAGGGAAUCAGAGAAGAAGAAAGUUCAGAAAAACAAUCCACCAAAGCCAUCUGUGAGAACACCAAGGCGAGAGAACAAAUCAGUUCAAGAGAAUGUCCGCAAACCAUUAAAUGCAAAAGAAUCUCAUACUAAGGCUUCUCGUGCGAAACCACCAUCUAAUAGUAUUACAAGCGAUAAAAAUGUGGGUGCAGAGCCUUCUGAAGUUUAUGAAAAUGUGGUUAUUCAUUAUGUGGAUGAUGCACACAGGUCAGAGGAUGCAUCUCAAGGUCCUAAAGGAGACGAGGAUGAUGUUUUAGAGGAUUCUUCUAGUGAGUUUGGUAAGAAGGGAGAUGAUUCUGAUUAUGAAUCUUUAAAAGGUUCAACAUCUUCCCAGGAUGAUAUCCAAGGUGUUGAUGAUCUAAAAAUAGAUGGAGCUUCAAAUGUUUCCAAUAAAAUUCCAAAUAAGGGGUCAUUGAAGGUGAGUGAUACUCAGGAAAAGAGCAACUCAGGGGUAAAACAUUCCCAUUCCCUGCCAAGAGAGCCCAUGAAAUCCGAUGGUUCUAAAGUAGUUCCAAAAGAUUCUUCAUCUGAAUGUUCUGAAGGAACUGAGGAUAAACCUAUUGAGGUAACAAACCAAGAAAUAUGUAGCGGAAGUGAUGAUGAUACUGUUUGUGCUAAAGGUAAUAUGAACACCGAGCAGGAAAGAGCAGCCUUAAAACAGAAAGCUGAAAUUAUGGAAAAUAGGAUUGAGAAACUGGAGGAUGAGCUAAGAGUAGUUGCUUCGCUAGAGAUCUCACUUUAUUCUGUGAUACCGGAGCAUGGUAGUUCCGCUCACAAAGUACAUACACCUGCUCGACGUCUUUCUAGACUUUAUAUACAUGCAUGUAAACAUUGGACUCGAAGUAAGAGAGCAACCAUUGCCAGAAAUACUGUUUCAGGGCUUAUUCUGGUUAGCAAAACCUGUGGAAAUGAUGUUGCAAGGUUAACCUUUUGGCUCUCAAACACUGUUGUUCUAAGGGAAAUCAUCUCACAAGCAUUUGGCAUCUCUGGUCAGAAAAGCCCAGCAAGGUUUAGCGCGUUAAAUGGUAGUACAAAAGGUAGUGAGGGAAAUGCUUACCCGGGGAAAUUGAAGGGACAUUCUAGUGGGAAGCAAGUAAAUAAGAUUUCCCAGCUGUUCGAAGAUUGGGAAGAGACGAGCACUUUCACUUCUGCUUUAGAAAAAAUUGAAUCAUGGAUUUUCUCUCGGGUUGUUGAGUCAGUGUGGUGGCAGGCGCUAACUCCAAAUAUGCAAAAGCCUGUUGAGGACUUGAUAAGACAAAAGAGCAUUGGAAAAUUGUUAGGUCCAUCUUUAGGUGAUCAGCAACAAGGAACUUUCUCUAUUGAAUUGUGGAAAAAUGCAUUCCAGGGUGCUUUCGAGAGGCUUUGUCCUGUCCGUGCUGCAGGACAUGAAUGUGGUUGUCUGCCAGUAUUGGCAAGGAUGGUGAUGGAACAAUGUGUUCGAAGGUUAGAUGUGGCUAUGUUCAAUGCCAUACUAAGGGAAUCUGCACAUCAGAUUCCUACUGAUCCAGUUUCAGAUCCUAUAGUAGACUCAAGGGUUCUACCAAUUCCAGCUGGGGACUUCAGCUUUGGCUCUGGUGCACAACUAAAGAAUUCUGUUGGGAAUUGGUCGAGAUGGUUUUCUGACAAGCUAGACAUGGAGGAGGACUCCCUCCCAAUAGAUGAUACUGAAACCUACAGCGAUGAUCACAAUAUUACACAUGAUAAAACUAAAUGUUUUUUCCUUCUUAAUGAACUGAGUGACCUCCUGAUGCUCCCUAAAGAUAUGCUUAUGGACCGUUCCAUUAGGUACGAGGUUUGCCCUUCAGUAAAUUUGGGUGUGAUUAAACGGAUCCUGUGCUACUUCACUCCAGAUGAGUUUUGUCCAGAUGCAGUGCCUGGAGAAGUCUUAGAGGCACUGAACGCUGAGAGUUUUGUGGAGCGAAAAGUAGGAGGAGAAGCUUUUGGAAGCUUUCCUUAUGGAGCUCCUGUUGUUUCGUACUUCCCUCCAUCAUCUGGUGAUGUUUCAGAGAAAGUUGCCGAGACAGGAGGGAAACCUGGAGUUGAGAGGAAUAUGUGUAUAGUACAGAAGAAAGGAUACAUGAGCGAUGAGGAAUUGGACGAUAUAGGUUCCCCACUCACCUCCUUCAUUGAGCAAUCAUCACCUCGUAUAUUGCAAAAUGGGAAUGCAGGGCUGAAAUCCUUGGAACAAACUGCAGGCUGCAUAGUGAAUUCAAGGUAUGAGCUCCUCCGAGAGGUGUGGUCUUUGUAGGUUCUGAUGGUGUUUGUGUCUGCACCCUCCUUUUCUUCAUCUUUAGGUGUAUACAUACAAGGAUAGAAGCUGAAAAUUUCUGAAUCCGCAACAAAUGAUGUAUGUUAAGUAGUACUAUGUAGUACAUUGUAAGUAAGUUUAGAGGAAUGCAAUCUAAAGUUUACGUUCAUGUAAAGGAAAUAAAGUUUACUUGGUGAAAUUGGGCAAAGAUAAGCCGCUAUAUUGAAAAGGCAUUCGGAUAAUUGUUGUCAGCCGCAA
Spinacia oleracea (spinach) is the source of this 3037-nucleotide messenger RNA. RefSeq lists its product as uncharacterized. Lineage: Eukaryota; Viridiplantae; Streptophyta; Magnoliopsida; Caryophyllales; Amaranthaceae. The record is from RefSeq and is a predicted model, not a curated record. The transcript has 8 exons. Gene Ontology annotation, cellular component: nuclear pore. Bases 491 to 2779 code for a protein of 762 amino acids.